UAUUAAAUCCAGUCAAUAGACACAGCAUCCAAUAGCAAUGGAGGAAACCCGUUUUGGGGCGUUUGCCGACAGCACAUCAGAGAAAUCAGAAAAAAAAUUAGCAAAAUCUGAAAUAUCAUAAAUAUCUCUCUCUAUAUCUGUCCGAAGAAUAAAUGGUGCGAAUCGCCAGGUCGAAAACUCUCAGUUGCAAUGUUACGGACCGGUUUUACUAGUUCCGUAGUAUAGAUUGCAACUACUGCAAGAAUACAAAACAAAUAAAUAUCGUCAUCUCAUCUGGGAUUCCGUUCAUUCAGUGCCACAAAGCAGCUUAAAUUAGAAUGAUCAGAGUUACUACGUGCCUGUUGGUGUUUGUAUUCUUUGCCUUUUAUAUCGAUCAAAACUAUGCCUCCACCAAAGUGCUUUACGAAUUUCACAUUAGGGAAGCCAACCAACAGCGAGAUGAGAAGGGGGAGAUCAAGGAUUCGUCCGAGGAAUCUGGCGAGGAACCCGAACUGAUCAUCACCGGCAAACGAACCUCUUCGUACGUUUUUCCCAUCAAGGAUAACAACUAUGUGUAUGUGGAAACGGCCACCUAUGUGGCGGAUAACAAUGGUUAUCAUGUCAAGUACAACAUCUCCUUGGAUGCCGUCGAACUUGACCGUCGUCUCAGCGGACAAGCACUUAAGACCACCGCUGGUUAGGCGGACACAUCGAGUAUUAACAUAGUGACUAAGUCGUAGUUGUUGCAAAUACUACAUUAUUUAUUCGAACUAGAAAGUGACAAGUUCUCAAAGCGCCAUUGCAAAUAAUAAACGGAACUUUGAAAGCGA
Molecule: messenger RNA, 809 nt
Organism: Drosophila yakuba
Lineage: Eukaryota; Metazoa; Arthropoda; Insecta; Diptera; Drosophilidae
Exons: 3
Coding region: 318-680 (120 amino acids)
Source: RefSeq, a predicted model, not a curated record